AUGUCGAAGGCUUUCAUUGGAAAACCCGCACCAGACUUCGCCACAAAGGCAGUUUACAAUGGCGAUUUCAUCGACGUGAAACUAUCUGACUACAAAGGCAAAUAUACAGUGCUCUUCUUCUACCCGCUAGAUUUCACCUUCGUCUGCCCCACGGAAAUCAUUGCGUUUUCCGACCGUGUCGAGGAGUUCAAGAAAAUUGAUGCUGCAGUUCUCGCUUGUUCGACUGAUUCCGUUUUUUCUCACCUGGCGUGGAUCAAUACUCCUCGCAAACACGGUGGACUCGGUGACAUGAAAAUUCCUGUUCUCGCUGACACAAAUCACCAAAUUUCGAAAGAUUAUGGUGUCCUCAAGGAUGACGAAGGAAUUGCCUACAGAGGCGCGGCAGCAUAUAUCUCGAGGCGGCUUUUCAUUAUUGAUCCUAAGGGAAUUCUGCGACAGAUAACUAUCAACGACCUUCCCGUAGGGCGCUCUGUUGAUGAGACACUUCGUCUUGUGCAGGCCUUCCAAUAUGUUGAUAAGCACGGUGAAGUUUGCCCUGCUGGUUGGACCCCUGGUAAAGAAACUAUCAAGCCUAGAGUCAAGGAAAGCCAAGAGUACUUCAGUAAAGCAAACUGA
Molecule: messenger RNA, 615 nt
Organism: Haemonchus placei
Lineage: Eukaryota; Metazoa; Nematoda; Chromadorea; Rhabditida; Trichostrongylidae
Source: the annotation of a GenBank genome assembly